This is a messenger RNA of Gigantopelta aegis, 4999 nucleotides long. RefSeq names its product nuclear pore complex protein Nup155-like. The record is from RefSeq and is a predicted model, not a curated record. Gene Ontology annotation, cellular component: nuclear pore inner ring; nuclear pore. The transcript has 37 exons. Lineage: Eukaryota; Metazoa; Mollusca; Gastropoda; Neomphalida; Peltospiridae. Gene Ontology annotation, biological process: protein localization to nuclear inner membrane; protein import into nucleus; transcription-dependent tethering of RNA polymerase II gene DNA at nuclear periphery. Bases 176 to 4336 code for a protein of 1386 amino acids. Gene Ontology annotation, molecular function: structural constituent of nuclear pore.
GUAAAUUACACCGACUGAUGGCGGCAACCAUGUGAAAAUCAUUUUCCUUUAUUUUGAAUAUAACGAACAUCACUGUUCUAUUAUUAUUAUUAUAGUUGGAUCGUCCUAAUAACCACCGUAUCUUAGUGUUUGUUGGUGCUCAAUUAAUUUUUGGUUGGGUGUGUAACUUGUUACCAUGGCAUCAAUCCUUGAUAUUGGGUUACCUCCCUUGACCCACCAAGACAUCUUGGAGAGUGCGAGUCGUCUGGUAGAUAAGCAUUUGGCAGAAGAUCGCAACUACCUGGAUCCAUCAGAGUUGCUCAAAAUCCCUUCGCAUUCACAACCAACCGUGAGUGGACUUCAUGACUUCGACUAUCCCAACAUGAUGGAGGCUGGGAUGAGUCCUGACUCUCUGGCUGAGUUUGUAAGCAGCAAGCGAACACCUCUACCACCACUGGUCGUUCAAGAGUUUGGACGUGUUCAGUGUAAUUUCCUGAUGGGUUUGUUCCCUGAGAUUGAAAGAGCAUGGCUGACAAUUGACAGUGACAUAUAUGUUUGGAAAUAUGAAGAUGGGUCUGAUUUAGCAUUUUUUGAUGGUCUCAAUGAAACAAUCCUUAGCACAGGCCUUGUGAAACCAAAACCAGGAAUCUUCCAGCCAUGUGUGCAAUACUUGCUGGUUCUGGCCACUCCGGUUGAUAUAGUGUUACUCGGAGUCAGUUUUAUCAAACCAUUUGAAGGUAGUUUAGCUGGCCAUGUUGAAGACGAAAUGCACCUACUGCCAGAUCCUCUUUUUUCCAUUCCCACUGACAACACAUACUUCACCUUCAUAUGCGGUACGGACAACGGGCGCAUCUUCAUGGCAGGCAAAGAUGGCUGUUUGUAUGAAAUGGUCUAUCAGGCAACAGAUGGCUGGUUCAGUCAAAAGUGUAGGAAAAUAAAUCACUCAACAAGCAAGUUUUCCUUUCUUGUGCCGUCUAUUCUCAACUUUACCUUUAGUGAAGAUGAUCCACUUGCUCAGAUUUGUGUGGACAAUUCCAGAAACAUUCUGUACACGAGAUCAGAGAAAGGAACUAUUCAUGUGUAUGAUCUUGGAACAGAAGGAAAGGACAUGACAAAGGUUACAGCUUUAUCCUCCAGUUCCAUCCUUCAAACAGCAUCCACAAUAGCUAGGACAAUAGAAAGAUCUCAUUUCGAGUCUGUGGUACACAUAUCGGCUCUCACAAAAUCCGACUCGGUAAACAUUCACCUUGUAGCCAUUACAAAAUCAGGUGUACGGUUGUACUUCACAACCACUCCGUUUGGAUCUCCAGCCCGACGUCCCUGUAUGUUGAAUCUGGUUCACAUUCGUCUUCCACCCGGGUUUUCUGCCUCCUCUGUCACCACCAGACUGACACACAAUGUGCACAUGGCUUACUACAAGAAAGGAUCACUUCUGUUGGUGGCCUCCCAGGGUGAAGAAAAUGAUCUGCUGUGGGGUGUGAGCAGUGAUUCUUUCCCAUUCCAGAAACAGCUGAUGGAAACACAGUCUGUAUUGCCAGUGGAUGGGAAAACCAAGGCUAUAUUUGAAGUGGCCGGUCAGACGACCGUGCUGACGGAGAAACGCCAGCUGAUUGUUCCCCGCCCCGACCCACCUGCUGUUGUCACUCAACACGUGGACCCGCCUCGCAAGUUCAUUGUUCUCACCUCACAGGGCUGUAACAUUUUGACAAAGCUACGUCCAGUGGAACAACUGCAUCAACUACUCAUUGACUGCCAGGGACCUGAGGCUGAGGAAGUGAAAGCUUUCUUCCGACUACACAAGUCUGAGCAUGCUGCAUGGGCUGCGUCACCUGCUUGGUUCUGGCAUGUACAAUCUGACAACUCGGGUGGCUUGUCCUGGUGCAGGCCACAUGCCAGCCAACAUCGGGCCGGUGCAGGCCACAUGCCAGCCAACAUUGGGCCGGCCUCGUAUGCAUCAGGUGGAAUGGGCAUGCACACUCCCGGUUCUCUCAGCAGUACUGUGGUGUUCAGUCCGAAUAUUCACGCUGGUUCGAGCUUUGGUCCUGUUGCUUCCCCGAUGCCAGGCAUGCAGCCAACUCACAUGUCGACACCAGCCCACGGAAUGAUGCAUGGGUAUGGACAAUCGAUGUAUCCAACCGGAGUUGCUUCCCUUCCUGGUCACAUGCAGGAAGUGAUCUUCUCGGGGAAACACAAUGGAAUUUGUAUCUAUUUGAGCCGACUUUUAAGACCUUUCUGGGACUAUAACGUGUGUUCCGAAUACCACUGCCAGACUUCACUCGGUCCAGCUUCUUAUCUCGGAAGUGCAUUCAAUGGCCAAGAACUGACGAUGACUUUGGAGCUUGUUCGUGAUCUUGCCGACUUUGUGGAUUUGAACUCUAAAUUUGAAUCUAGUGGACCUAUGGACAGUACGAUGUCCAUGAUGCAUUUCCAGCCGAGAAUGAUGGGACACAUGGAUGAAAAUACAAAGAAGAGGCUACACGCUGAAGCUCUGAAAAUUGAGAAGAUCUCUCUCCAGCACAUACAAGACCUUCUGCAUAGAAUUGAAGAAAUUUUUGGCUUGUGGAAAGUUCUAGUGGACCACCAAUUUCAUGCAGUAGCAGAAGUUCUCCCAAAGGAUCAGCAGAACCAACUGAGAACCAUGUCUUUCAAGCAGCUUGUUGUCACUGGCAAAGAGAUCUGCAGUUCUUUGAUCUCAUGCCUAAUUAAACGGUACCUGGAUGAUAAUGCCUCGAUUGAUUCCAUCAGUACCAAGCUGAGACAGACCUGUCCUUCGUUGUACAGCGUCAAUGAUGCCAUGUGCUCCAGGGCGAAUGAACUUCUGCAUGCUGCAAGGAUAAACCCGAAUGAGGUGGAGAGAAAGCAACAGUUACUGGAAACACUCAAGCUGUACAAAGAAGUAACAAUGCCACUGCAAUUACCAGCCGUUUGCAAGCAGUUUGUGGGCGUCAGUUUCUUUGAGGGAAUCAUCGAGCUCACGUUGGCUGUAGCUAAGAAAUGUGACCCCCACAACCUCGCUCUGCACUACUAUCAGAGUGGGGAGCCGCCGGAGGACCUGCAGGGUAUGCAAGUGUACAUGCAGAGAAUGGAGUGCUACAGUUGUGUGACAAAUACAUUGGCGUACCUGUGGUCGGCAAGUAUAUCCCACCCACAAGUUACCAGUGUCCCCAAGACAUCAGGACCACCACCGGCGCCCGAUCCAACCAGGAUAACUGCAGCCGAGGCUGAUAAAUAUAAAAAUCGGAUUCUUGAUCUGGGACUGAAAUCCGACGAUGCCCUGUUCCACUCGGCUCUUUAUGACUGGUUGUUUGCAACAAAUAACACCGAGAAGCUUCUUGAGAUUCAGACCCCAUUCAUUGAAGCCUACUUGAAGAGGAAGGCACAAAUACACUCUGACAAUGUUGAUGCGUUGGAUAUGCUGUGGAAAUACUACGAGAAAAUACAGAACUUCCCAGCUGCGGCAAAAAUACUUUCCAGUUUGGCAGACCGAUAUGGGUUAGAUGUCCCAUUGCAGCAGAGAAUAGAAUACUUGUCCCGAGCGAUAAUGUGUGCCAAGAGUUCGACAUCGCGGAUUAGCUCUGCUGCUGGUGGAGAAUUCCUGCACGAACUCGAGGAGAAAAUGGAGGUGGCACGCUUACAGCUGCAGGUCCAGAAAGCCAUGUGCAAGUUGCCGAUGAAUCCCGAGAUAGACGAAGCUCUCAGUCGGCUAAACUCCGAACUUGUUGACAUUACAACGCUUUAUGAAGAAUUUGCUGACAAGUUUGACUUGCCUGAAAGUAAACUGGCAAUAGUUCACUGUGCUGGACUGUGUGAUAGUGCACUCAUUGAAAACCUGUGGCAGAAUAUUAUUGACAAAGAGAUUUCAUCUCUGACCAGGACGAGCCCCCAGACCCAGGUAAAAACUCUCUCUCACCGUAUGAUCGCCAUCACCAAACUCUACGCCAGCUCAGAGAGAUACUUUCCAGUCGCUUUCAUUGUCAAGUACUUGGAGCAGAAAAGUUGUGAAUUGAACUUUGAUCCCAACUGGGUUUUCCGUGCCCUUUUGGAUGUUGGAACACAUCCAGAAAAACUACUAGAGAUAUACGACAGAAUGUUUAAGUCCAGGGACCCGUACUGGCAGCAGGACCAGAAGCUACGCCACCUGCUCAUCGUGCUGCAUGGAUUCCUGUCUCACUUUGCCGACAAUCCCACACUCAUCACAGAAAGGAGACGAUUUGCAACAAGAUGUCUGGAUGCAGUAUCAAGCUAUUUGGUUGAGCUUCAGGCUAUGAGCAGUACAGACGACAACAUUAAACACUUGAUACUAAACUUUAAGCAGCUUCAAGCCAAGUUGGACCGACUGAGAUCUGUCACUUUCUAACAACACUUGCGAAAGCUACUAGUAAUGUUUAAUGUUGUGCCAUACACCUGACUAAAUUUACAGUAUUGAAUACACAUAGCAUGAAUACAUAUACACCAUUAAUACAGAAUAUACCAUACACUACUACUUCAAGUACAAUAUGACAAACAGUCUAUGCACACAGUGUGAACUGUAGGUAAAUUUAAAAACAUUUUCGAAGAGUGUUUGUGAACUCUUUAGCCUGUGACAUCUAGACGUUUGACUGGUAGGUCAACUAACUUGCAUUGUGGUCAUUGGCCUGUUUUUGAACAUUAUUUUUUAAUGUCAGUUUAAGCUGCCGUGACACAUUGUACAUUUAUAUCGUUAAGCAAAGUAUGUAUUAUGAGGAUGACUUGACUUUAUUGUGAUGAAUGAUGGAUGCACAGAUUAUCUUCUCAGUGUAAUUGUGGAAUGGUUAUUUGAAAUAUUAGGUGUGUGCUUGCAAUUCAUAAAUAGCUCAGAAAGAGUUGAUGCUUUACUUUCUUGAAAUCGUACAACUAUGUGACAUAUAAUAUUAAUGAAACGGAAUAAAGAAAUUUUAUUAAAUACUUUGCUUAAUUAUGGUGCAGAAUUGAUUUUACCUAUAUACAAUGCAAAUUUGUUUUGUACAUUAUGUUUGUGAAGUUUGUAAAAUAAAAAUAUGUA